Ailuropoda melanoleuca (giant panda) is the source of this 366-nucleotide messenger RNA. RefSeq names its product chromosome 16 C11orf86 homolog (gene C16H11orf86). Lineage: Eukaryota; Metazoa; Chordata; Mammalia; Carnivora; Ursidae. The transcript has 2 exons. The record is from RefSeq and is a predicted model, not a curated record. The coding region runs from base 1 to 366 and encodes 121 amino acids.
AUGGGGACAGGGCCACGCAGCCAGUCCCUGCGAGGACCACGACCCACCUACGGCAAGCUCCAGGAGCCCUGGGGGAAGCCUCUAGAGAGCCGACUACGCCGGGCGCUGAGCCUCAGACAGGGACGUGAGAAGUCCAGGCCCUCAGUCGGAGGCCCAGAAAGGCUGGACACGCCCGGUCAGGAGUGGCUGCCAGGGGGCCCAGAGGACACGGAGCAGCUGAUCCAAGCCCAGCAAGGAGACAGCCGGCGGUGGCUGAAGCAGUAUCAACAGGUGAGGAGCCGGUGGAAGAGCUUUGUGUCCAGCUUCCCCGGCGUGACCCUGAGCCGGUCAGCCUCCGCACAGCCCCCUCUGGGCACCACCAGCUAA